Acromyrmex echinatior (Panamanian leafcutter ant) is the source of this 1970-nucleotide messenger RNA. RefSeq lists its product as uncharacterized. The record is from RefSeq and is a predicted model, not a curated record. Lineage: Eukaryota; Metazoa; Arthropoda; Insecta; Hymenoptera; Formicidae.
AGUAAAUAUAAUGCAUCGUCGACAUGUAUACAACGAGUAUAUAAAGAUGAACCGAUUGUCUCGAUACUUUCAAUUACCCGAAAGUAUCGUUUACGGAAAGAACGGUUGUCUGAUACGGCGAAUAAAAGAAUAUCUUAAAAAUGGAAACCAUCAAUAUCACCAAGAAUAAUAAUAUUAACAAAUUGUUCUCUUUUGAAGAAGUGAAGGAGAUAACAAAACGCGCACUGAGUAAUGACACCAAUCUAAUAGAAUACGCUAUUCGACCGUACUCCAAUGGCAGGCUCGGAUAUCUCAGCUCUCAUUAUCGGCUCGAUAUAAUAGCUAUGAGAAAAAAGGAAACCAUUACUCUUUCAUUCUUUAUCAAGGCCGUACCUUAUGACCUACCCGAUUCAGCCGACUACAUUAUAAAAAAAGGUGUCUUCAAGCAAGAAACAACGUUUUAUAGUGUCAUAAUGCCAUUACUUCUUGAAGGAUAUUGCGGAGAACCAUGGGCGGCGAUGUGCUACAAAGUAAAGAGCGAUUCGAUAGUUUUUGAGGAAUUAAGUGGUAAGGGCUACUCGAUACGGGACAAGUUAUUCGAUAAGUCACUAAUAUGUGCGGGUUUAAGCGCUCUCGCGCGAAUGCAUGCCGCUUCUUUGCUGGCAGAAACUCGUCUUGGCACAUCUCUCAACCGGUUGUAUCCUGACGCCUUCGUGGAGAGAGGCUAUGCUCGAGAAGGAAUGACAUGGGAGUGGAUGCAAUCAGGCAUCGAUGUAGCCGCAGUUGUAGCCGAACGUUUGGGAUAUGAUCCCGAUCUGAUACGUUCGGUCUGCGAAGAGAUAUAUCAUAGUAUAAAGCCAUCACGCACAAAGACGAACGUGGUUAGUCAUGGGGAUCUUUGGGCUAACAAUCUUCUUUUCAACAACGACGUGCCUCCUAAAUGCUUGCUGGUAGACUUCCAAUUAUUGAGAUAUUCUCCCUUGGCGCACGAUGUAGCACAAUUAUUGUAUCUGUGCACAGACCGGAGCUUCCGAGAAACUUGGGAGAGCACGAUGUUGCGUCAUUAUUAUGACACGUUGCAAGAGACUCUGAACAUGCAUGAAAUCCGUGUGCAAAUACCUUCAUGGUCAGAACUAAUUGAAGGUAUGGAGGAACAACGUCUAGGCGCCGUUAUUGCCACGGUACUCUUCUUUCCUACGGUUUUAAUGAACGAUAAUCUUGCCGCGCAAUUAAUGAACAAUCCGGAAUCUUACGUCAAGUUCUAUUUUCGAGACAAGAAAGAGUUUGUCCUCUUAAACAUGAAGGAAGAUCCGAUUUAUAAUAAAAGGAUCAAUGAAGCUGUCAUCGAACUCGCCGAACUUGCCUCACGAUUAGACCAAUUACCGAAACCAUCUUAAUUAAAUUAGGAUGACGCGAUUGUCGGUCAAUUUCAAAGAAUCAUGACUAAAUGACGAUUAAUUUUAAAAAAUCAUGACGACAAUAUUCGCAAAGCUGUUCAUACGAAAAAUGACCGAGAUGGUCAGAAUAUAGCUUAUUAUCAAGGCAAUUACAUACGCGUAAAGUCAUGUUUAUGACAUGUGACGCGGUUACUCAUAAAGUACUUGCGCAUAACAAUAUGUGAAACGUAAAAAAAGAAGAUAUUCUGGUCUUAUUUUUAAGCGCAAAACCGCUAUUUUUAGCGUAGAAAAACAUGUCUAACCUUUCCAUUUAGUGCGAAUGUUUUAGACUAUAAUUAGUGGAUGUCUUACGGUCCAAAUUGCAAAAAUGAUAUUAAAAGACUAACAUUAUUAAUUGAAAAAUUACACUUAAAGUAGGUAUUCUAGAUGAUCAAAUCUUAGGAUUCUAUAAAUUUUGUACUCGACUUAGACUGAAACAUAUUUGGCCAUUUUAAUUUAGAUAAAUAUCUAAAAUAUCUAAAAUAAAUAUAUAGAACAAUCUCUCGAUAAUAAAAUAACAAUGUGGCAAAUGAAAGUAACGGCACAGUAAUUAGA